CGAUCUGAUUGGUUGAUGAAGACAACCAUUUGUUUCCAUAGUAACACGUGCUUUGACCUUACCUUCAAUGUCUUCUCCAUCACUUUAGGCAGUCCUAUAUGGCUGCAAUGUACAAAGCAUAACCAAUGUAUUCUGAAAGAAAUGAAGGAUUACAUCAAGAAGUGCAGCAAAUGUCAGGAAAAGGCUGACCGCUCCCGCUCUUCCAAUGAUCCCUCCGAAAUGUUGGAGGAGUUUGGACUUGAAGUGCAUUCAGACAGCAAUGAAACAGAUGAUGAACUCAGCAACUCCACAUCUGGAGCCAACGCAGAUCCUAAGUCUUUAAAAAAGAAGGCGGUGGCAAAGCAUGAACUGGUUUUUGUUGACAGUAAAGGAAUAGUAAAACAGUCCUCUCUUAAGCACGGCCAGGCAGUACUGGAUCAGUUAAACCAGCAGAGGAUUGCUAACCAAUUCUGUGAUGUGACAUUGCUCAUAGAAGGAGAGGAAUACAAGGCUCAUAAGUCAGUUCUGGCAGCCAGCAGCGAGUACUUCAGAGAGCUCUUCAUUGAAAAAGGAGCAGUCUCGAGCCAUGAAGCUUUUGUGGAUCUUUCAGGAUUCUGCAAGGCCAGUUUCCUGCCCCUGCUAGAGUUUGUUUACACCUCUGAACUGUGCUUUGAUUUCUCCAGCAUGGCAGAACUGGUAAUGCUGGCACGACACCUCUUCAUGCAUGAAGUGUUAGAAAUCUGUGAGUAUGUGCAUAAACAAAUGGAAGAAAAGCAGCUCACUUUGUUUCAGAAAGGAGAAGUUCAAACUGUAUCUUCAGAAGAGAACGUGCAGGUUGUCCGGUUGGAAGAGAGUGAGAAUGUAGGCAUGCCAAAAUUGACUGUUGUAAAGGAGGUGCUGUGUACCCAACAGAUUCUAACCCUGGAAAAUAUCAAUUGUCAAGCUACGGAAGAAAUUCUAGUAAGUGCUGCUCACCAGCCAUUGUCUGUGGAUGCCACUAUACAACUAACCAAUGACAGUGAACUUCCAGUUGGCUCUGUUGGUGGCACCAAGGUCAGCUCUGUUGAUGGCACUACAGCAAUUUACAUUUCAAAUUCCACUUCAGACCAGCAGCCUACAGUUCUUUUUCCUACCAUCAUUGAUGUGUCAUCUGUUGAACCCCAGCAAUCCGUAGAAAUAAUCCAAGAAGUUGUAACAUCUGAAGUGCUAACUUCUGAAUCAGCAGAAAUUCAGCCAUCUGUCACUAGUGUCCAUGGACCUGAAUUACAGGAGGUGCCUAGCCAUGAAGGAGUUGACGAGGAACCGACAGACUUAUCUAGAAAUACUGUACACUCAGAAAUGACAGAUCCUGUUGGUGCACAGGGAUCACCUAGUGUGGAUAUGGAUGCAGAUGGUAAUAUUAAUGAGCAAAAGGAACUCAAAUCAAAGUCUAAAGAAAGCCUAAAGAGGAAACGUGGUAAGCUGCCAAAGUGUAAAUCACCAGCUGUUGAAGGAAGUGCCUCUGUCCCAACAAUACCAGAUGUCGAUAAAACAUGUAGUGAAAGAACUACUAGUAACAGUGCCAGCUCCCCCAUUGUGGGCAGUCAGACCUCUGGAGCAGAUACUGCAACAUCUGAGAGUCCAGGCUCUUCAGAAACAGACCCCUAUAAAAGCAAGUUACGAGAGCGCUCUGUUGAAGAAGGUGGAUACAUUCAGUUGCACAGAGGCAAAGAAAAGAAAAACUUCAAUAAAAAAGCAGUCCCCAAGUCUGCAGUACAGCAGGCUGCUAGGAAAUUGGUGGAGAGGGGGAAAAAAAGAAUGAUGCCACCUAAAAAAGAAGCCCCACAGGCAGAAGAGGAGCACAAGUGUAAGGAAUGCGGAAUGGUGUUUCUGCGCAAGUAUGCACUUAUCAUGCACAGUAUGAAGCAUGACCGCAUUAAAGAAUUCAGGUGCCCGUUGUGCAAGAAGGAGUUCCAGUACAGAGCAUCAUUACGUGCCCAUUUGAUCAGACAUUCUCGUAAAACCGAGCCAGUAGCCUCAGAAACGGAAGCAGCCAAAGGAAGGACCAAACGACAAUAUAUAUGUGACAUCUGUGGACGAACCCUCCCAAAAAUGUGCUCUUUGAGACUACAUAUGCUCAAACAUACUGGUGUGAAGCCACAUGUAUGCCAGAUUUGUCAGAAAACAUUUACUCACAAGCACGGUUUAAAGAUGCACCAGGCAUUACAUGAAACAAACAAACAGUUCAAGUGUCUUAUGUGUGAGAAGUCUUUUGUGACAAACCGCAGUCUCCAAGAACAUGUGAGCACACAUACAGGUGAAACAAAGUAUCUUUGCACAAUGUGUGGAAAAACUUUCCAUCGAGCAUCUGGCCUUAGUAAACAUCUGAAGAAGCACAGGCCCAAACCUGAAGUUCGAGAAUAUCACUGCACUCAGUGUGAAAGAAGUUUCUCCGAAGCACGAGAUCUGCAGCAGCACAUGAACAAGCACCUUGGUGUGAAGCCUUUUGAGUGUGAAGUUUGUGGAAAGUGUUACAGCUGGAAGAAGGAUUGGUAUUCACACGUAAAAUCUCAUUCUGUAACAGAGCCGUAUAGGUGUAAUGUUUGUGGAAAGGAGUUCUUCGAGAAGUCAUUAUUCAGGAGACAUGUCAAUAAGGCAACCCAUGGCAAGAAGGGAAGAAUCAAGAGAAAUAUUGAGAGAGUUUGUAAUCAUUGUGGAAAAUCCUUUACCCAGCUAAGAGAGUUUAGAAGACAUGUGAACAACCAUGAAGGUGUAAAACCAUUUGAGUGCCUAACAUGUGGUGUAGCCUGGGCCGAUGCACGUUCCCUAAAACGACAUGUGAGGACACAUACAGGAGAGAGGCCGUAUGUUUGCCCUGUGUGCAACGAAGCCUACAUCGAUGCCCGCAAUCUACGAAAGCACAUGACAAAGUAUCAUAGCAAUUAUAUUCCUUGCAAAAUUAUGCUGGAGAAGGACAGUUUACAGUUUCACCACCAAGGAACCCAGGUGGAACAUGCGGUCAGCUUUCUGCCAAAUGACAUUGUAGAGUCACAAUCUGAGAUUGUAACGGAGGAGAUUGAGACUGUUUUAGUAUCUGGAGAUAUGGUGGAAUCAGUUGAAGAAGUUCCUAGCACUGCAGAUGGUGCAGCCGUGUCUACUCUUACUGACCAAAGCAUCAUGCAAGUGGUUAACUAUGUGUUGUCCCAACAAGGAGGGGUUAAGCUGCCUGAAGUGACUGAUCACAUUGAGACUGUAGAAGUGGAGGUUGGCCACGUGUCUGAGGUCCUAUGACAUUCUAUAUAAAUGGAUUUAGUUGUACAUAAUGUAGCACUUACAAGUUCUGCCAAUAAAGUAUGUGGCCCUUAUGUGUAUAGAAAUAUUUAAGUGGUUUGCUUAUAUUGUGAAUUUGCACAGAUUGGUUUCAAGUUCCAUUCUUACAGCUAUGGUUAUUAAAACAAACUAUACAAGUUGUAAUCUUUAGAGUUUUUAUUUAAUAUAUAUAAUGAUUUUAGGGUUUCAAACCAGAGUUCAAUGAACAUAAAUGAAUUAAACUUACACAAUUGUAGUUGUUGAUCUUUUAUUAACCCCCAUCCUGACCACCCAAAGUUUAGAUUUGGUUUUUAUUCUUAUAUAUUUAAGUUCUGUUCACCUUUUGAUAACAUUUUUGAUUUUCCACUGACCAUAGUAUUAGGGCUUAUUUUAUGCAGUAGCUGUUUUUUUUAACCUAGAAUGUAUUACAGGGCAUAAAUUAUAAUGUAUUGUAGGGUGAGAUUGGAAAAUGCAAUUGAGCAAAUUUGUGGGGCAAACAGGUUUUACUGUACAGUACUUAAAGGGGUACUCCGCCCCUAGACAUCUUAUCCCCUAUCCAAAGGAUAGGAGAUAAGAUGUCAGAUCGCCGGGGUCCC
This is a messenger RNA of Hyla sarda, 3863 nucleotides long. It is a transcript of the gene ZBTB11, whose product is annotated as zinc finger and BTB domain containing 11. The coding region runs from base 16 to 3249 and encodes 1077 amino acids. Gene Ontology annotation, biological process: regulation of cytokine production; regulation of immune system process; negative regulation of transcription by RNA polymerase II. NCBI's taxonomy places the organism in Eukaryota, Metazoa, Chordata, Amphibia, Anura, Hylidae. The record is from RefSeq and is a predicted model, not a curated record. Gene Ontology annotation, cellular component: nucleus. The transcript has 11 exons. Gene Ontology annotation, molecular function: RNA polymerase II cis-regulatory region sequence-specific DNA binding; DNA-binding transcription factor activity, RNA polymerase II-specific; protein binding.